CAACCCAAUUACACGGGUUGUCUCAGUUGGUUCGUAACUUCGUAUAUAAAUCUCAAUCUCUCUCUCUCUCUCUCUCUCUCUCUCAUUUUCAUUUCAACCUGGUUAACGUUUAUUCUCGUCAACCUUAUUAGAAUACUAGAAUCCGUCAACACCUUGUCUCACGCAUACUAUAAUUGAGUUUCCCAUAAACAACAAAAACAAACAAACAACCUCAAAAAACCACCUUCAAUACCACCUUGAUCAUCCCAAAACCACCUUUCUCUCUCAUCCAAAACCGCUUUUUCAAACACCCAGAACAGGGAUUUGGUCAAAUUCCGUCUCUUCCUUCCAUUUUAAUUCAAGCGCGGUGGUGGACGCGGCGGCGGAGGCUAACGUGAGCCGGGGUCGUGGAGGGCGCGUAGGAUAAGAGAACAGGGAAGGAGGUGGUGGUGGUGGAGGUUGGUGAUGCAUCGGAGCCGUACACGUGGAGGGCGAAGAUGGUGGCGGAGGUGAUAGGAGAGAGCAGGUGGGGCACAUGGCUUGAGCUUCUCUUGGCUGGGGCCGUAAUCCGAUACGGGACCCGAGAUUGGAACCUGGUCGCCGCGGAGCUCCGAGCCCGAACCGUUUGUCCGUACGCAUUUACACCCGAGGUUUGUAAAGCCAAAUAUGAGGACUUGCAAAAGCGUUACUCUGGAUGCAAGGUGUGGUUUGAGGAACUACGAAAGAAACGAAUGGAAGAGUUGAGGCAAGCUCUAAAACAAUCUGAGAACUCAAUAGGGUCUUUGGAAUCAAAACUUGAAUCUCUUAAAGCUGAGAAAGGGCAAGGUGGUUGCAUCAACUAUGGCUCUGGCCAAACAGAAUCACCUGUUCCUUCUCAAAAGUCGGAGGGACAUUACCCUUGUGGUAAAGAGAUUUGUAAGGAUGAGCCAUCCGCUGGCAGUUUCACAUGUGAAGCCUUGACAAGCUGCUCACUGGAAUGCCAGAUACCAGCGACAGUGUCAGCUGAAGACACUGAGACUAAACGAGAAGUUUCACAAUCAUUCAAGCACGAAAAAAUCUCAAUUGGGGCUUUCUACGGUGGACUUGGAGGGACUCUAAGAAAGAGAAGGGGCAAGAGGAAGAGGAAGGAUUGUAGUAGGGAUGUUAAGGAGGCGAGUGUUGGGGAUAGUGGAUUUUUGGAUUCAGCUGAUGCUAUAACUGCCUUGCGGUGUAUAGAACAUUCAACCAGUGAGUGUCGUGAGGAUUUGGGAUCUUCUGGUGCAGGUGAUUGGAAAAGAGGUUUGACCAAGGAUGGAACUAAUAAGUUGUUGGAUGUUUUCAAUAAAUUUUUGGAACAUAAAAGUGCUUCUGUCUUUCGUCAUCGACUUGAUAGCCAGAAGAGAAGAAGGUAUAAGAAAAUGAUCCGUAGGCACAUGGAUUUUGACACAAUAGGAUCACGAAUUGCAAGCCAUUCUGUCAUGUCAGUUAAGGAACUGUUUCGAGAUCUGUUGCUGCUCGCCAACAAUGCCCUAGUGUUUUACUCCAAGAGCACACGUGAAUACAAAUCUGCUUUGCUUCUUAGAGACCUCACUACCAAAACAUUGCAGCAGCAUCUGAAGGAUUCUAGCAGCAAGGCUACCUCUGCAAACCUCUCCUCCAAUACACUAGUGUGUAAUCCUCCAGUUAAACCUAGAAGUGCUCGCCCUGGUAACCAAAAGCUGUCGAGAAAAGCUACCAAUGCCGGAAAGGCUGCUGCUAAGACUUCAAACAAAAGUAAGAAAACCGGUAAUGCUAAUGCAGAUUCUUCUCCUUCAGUCCAAUCUUUUGCUGUGACAAAAAGGACAUCUGGUCACCAAAGGAAAGUGGGACGUAAAACUGUUGGUCAACAAAAUGUAGUUCCUGUGAAGGGAAGGAAAAGAGGUCGUACAAAGUAGAUGUAGGUGUGAAUUGGGUGUGUAGGGAUCCUGUGUACAAAACAGUCCUGGUUCAAACAUUAGAAGGAUUACAUUGUAAAAUGCACUACAGCAGUCGAGAGAAAUCAAAAUUUUGUUUCGUCUUUA
This is a messenger RNA of Rosa rugosa (rugosa rose), 2018 nucleotides long. RefSeq lists its product as uncharacterized. The coding region runs from base 477 to 1892 and encodes 471 amino acids. The transcript is spliced from 5 exons. The record is from RefSeq and is a predicted model, not a curated record. Lineage: Eukaryota; Viridiplantae; Streptophyta; Magnoliopsida; Rosales; Rosaceae. Gene Ontology annotation, molecular function: protein binding.